This is a messenger RNA of Protopolystoma xenopodis, 792 nucleotides long. NCBI's taxonomy places the organism in Eukaryota, Metazoa, Platyhelminthes, Monogenea, Polystomatidea, Polystomatidae. The record is from the annotation of a GenBank genome assembly.
AUGGGCGGAUGUAUCAUCCGGAUGUCGAGACUGCAGUACAGUUGGAAUAAUACGCCUUCUGGGCAGGAAAGCUUAGUGAAAUGUAGUGGUACUGAGAGACCGUUUGUGCAUUCUGUCUCUGGAAUGUCAACUGUCACUCGUCGAACCACUAUGAAGCACCCUGAUAUCGUAAACUUGAACUUGGGAGCACAGCAGACCGAAUCCAGUCGCCGUAUCUGUACAGACCUUCAGGCCAGCGCCAAGUCUUCCACGAUUGAAAGAUCUCUGGCUCCUGUUGACGACCCCUCGCUCGGUCAAAUAAAACUGCCAGAAGAAAUAGGUCUUUCGUCUGAUCAUGCAGCAAACACGACAUUUUCCAAUAAUGAUGACAUCUCUUUUGAUAAGACUGCUUUUGGAGAGGUUACCGAGCCGGAUAACAAGAUCGGCAAUGAGGCAUUUCGGAUGGCUGACUUCGAAAACCAUUCAAGUGUACCACAAAAGUCCGAGGAUGAUCAAGUGCAUGACCGCAAAAUGGGUGAUUCUCCCAAUGGGCCAACGGCAGUAACUAAAUUGGCUGAAAGGAGGUCGUCUGCUUCCAAACCACUUCUGCCGUCAAACUUGUCAAGGAAUUUGUUCAGCAUGACUUCAGACGAAGGCAAAAUCAUGAGUCAUGAGCCCUCGCAGACCAGCAGCAAGCAAAGUUUUUCCAAUGAAUCAGCUGGCCUAGAAUUACAGUCGGUUGGCAAAAUUUACCAAUCUACACCUCAGAUGGACAUUUUGCGAUCACGGUUAGUUGGUUAUAGUCUCAACUAA